This is a messenger RNA of Daktulosphaira vitifoliae (grape phylloxera), 999 nucleotides long. RefSeq lists its product as uncharacterized. Gene Ontology annotation, molecular function: cysteine-type peptidase activity. Bases 79 to 963 code for a protein of 294 amino acids. The transcript is spliced from 2 exons. Gene Ontology annotation, biological process: proteolysis. Lineage: Eukaryota; Metazoa; Arthropoda; Insecta; Hemiptera; Phylloxeridae. The record is from RefSeq and is a predicted model, not a curated record.
CGAUACACAUUUAUAAAAUAAUAUUUUACUACUUAUAGUGGUUACUCGGUUUUAUUUAAAUUUAUUUAUCUAGUUAAAAUGAGUAAUUUUAAAUCAUUAUUAAUUCAAUUUUGUCUACUAAUUACAUAUCAUUCAAUCAAUGCUUCAAGAAGAUGGUCUUCAAGAAGAAAUCCAGGUCAAAGUUCUCGUAGAAAUUCAGAAGUUUUAAGAUUACCAAUAUCAAAUACUUUAGAACCUGAAGACGUUUAUACUUUACAACCUAGCUGCGAUAUAAAGUGGUCAAUUAUUGACAAUUCUAUUAGAUAUUUAAUUGGUAGUAAUGAAAAUAAAGACAAUAUUUUUUACAUUCCUUCAUAUAUAUACUAUGCGUAUUCAUAUCUUAAACUAGAUAAUAUUCUAGUAAAAUUCAUUUCAGAAGCCAAUGUCUUAAAUAAACAUAUUAUAUUGGUAAGCAUUAACAGUAAUCCUGAAAUAAAUUCUACGCAAUGGAUUCUAGGUGUUUUUUAUUUAAAAUUGCAUAAGAUAAUAAUUUUAGAUUCAAACAUUAAUAGGAAUACUUUACAACGUCAUCAUUUUAAAAAUUUAGUUAAAAUAUUGCGUUUAUCAUACAGAAUACUAAGUUACUCAUCAGGAGAAGAUAAUAAUAUCGAUUUAGAUGAUUGGCAAUUAAUAUACGCUUCAGAUGCGUUUCAACAAAAUAUGGCAACAUGGGACAGUGGUUUGUACACUUGUAUACACGCAAAUUGUAUUAUUCAAAAAAUAUUUUCUAUGAACUUCAAUAGAGAAUGGCUUCGUCAAAUUUAUGAUGCAUCUUUAAGCUGCGGAAUCCAAUCUGGAUACGAUUUGGAAUUAAUUAAGAAUAACAUGAGUGAUGAAGAAAUUCAACAAAUAAUUGAAGAAGUUUGUGAUGACGAAUUAUCCAUUAAAUUCAUUACAAUUCAAAAUUUAAUUAUGAAUCAAUGAGUUAUUAAUUUAAAUAAACCAAAUUCUUAUAUUAUA